Callithrix jacchus (white-tufted-ear marmoset) is the source of this 6572-nucleotide messenger RNA. It is a transcript of the gene RAB11FIP5, whose product is annotated as RAB11 family interacting protein 5. The record is from RefSeq and is a predicted model, not a curated record. NCBI's taxonomy places the organism in Eukaryota, Metazoa, Chordata, Mammalia, Primates, Cebidae. Gene Ontology annotation, cellular component: recycling endosome; secretory granule; mitochondrion. Gene Ontology annotation, biological process: regulated exocytosis. Gene Ontology annotation, molecular function: small GTPase binding.
ACCGCCACGCGGGUCGGGGCGGCGGGCGCGGGGCGGGGCAGGGGGCGGGGCGCUGACGUCGCGUCGCGGCCCGCGGCCCGGCGGGGCGGGGAGGCGGUGGCCGGUCGGCCCGACCCAGCCCGCAGCGGCGGCGGCACUCGGAGCCGGCUCCAGACCGCCCUCCGCCGCGGCGGAGUUUGCCUCCAGGUUCCGGAGUCUGCACCGCUUCGGCCGGCCCUCGCCCGCCGCUUCCCCGCCAUGGCCCUGGUGCGGGGCGCGGAGCCGGCUGCUGGGCCUUCCCGCUGGCUUCCCACGCACGUCCAGGUGACUGUGCUGCGGGCCCGCGGGCUGCGGGGCAAGAGCUCGGGCGCGGGCAGCACCAGCGACGCGUACACGGUGAUCCAGGUGGGCCGCGAGAAGUACAGCACGUCGGUGGUGGAGAAGACGCACGGUUGCCCAGAGUGGCGUGAGGAGUGCUCUUUCGAGCUGCCGCCCGGCGCCCUGGAUGGCCUGCUGCGGGCGCAGGAGGCCGACGAGGGCCAGGCGCCCUGGGCCGCGGGCUCCGCCGCCGCCUGCGAACUGGUGCUCACCACGAUGCACCGCUCACUCAUCGGCGUCGACAAGUUCCUGGGCCAGGCUACGGUGGCGCUGGACGAGGUCUUCGGCGCAGGCCGCGCCCAGCACACGCAGUGGUACAAGCUGCACUCCAAGGCAGGCAAGAAGGAGAAGGAACGUGGCGAGAUCGAAGUCACCAUCCAGUUCACACGCAACAACCUGAGUGCCAGCAUGUUUGACCUGUCCAUGAAGGACAAGCCAAGGUCCCCCUUCAGCAAGAUCAAGGACAAGAUGAAGGGCAAGAAGAAGUAUGAUCUGGAAUCUGCCUCUGCCAUCCUCCCAAGCAGCGCCAUAGAGGAUCCUGACCUGGGCAGCCUGGGCAAGAUGGGCAAAGCCAAAGGCUUCUUCCUCCGUAACAAGCUGCGCAAGUCAUCCCUGACCCAGUCCAACACCUCUCUGGGCUCGGACAGCACCCUGUCCUCAGCCAGUGGGAGCCUGGCCUACCAGGGGCCUGGUGCCGAGCUCCUCACCCGCUCACCGAGCCGCAGCAGCUGGCUGUCCACUGAAGGGGGCAGAGAGUCUGCACAGUCCCCCAAGCUGUUCACCCACAAGAGGACCUACAGUGAUGAGGCCAGCCAGAUGCGCACGGCUCCUCCUCGGGCCCUUCUUGACCUUCAGGGCCACCUGGAUGCUGCCUCCCGCUCUUCGCUCUGUGUCAAUGGGAGCCACAUUUACAACGAGGAGCCCCAGGCCCCUGUGCGGCACCGCAGCUCCAUCUCGGGCUCGUUCCCAUCCUCUGGCUCCUUGCAAGCUGUCUCUUCCCGGGCCUCCGAGGAGGGGCCUCGCUCCACAGAUGACUCCUGGGCCAGAGGCAGUCGUAGCAACAGCAGCUCAGAGGCGGUGCUUGGACAGGAGGAGCCUAGUGCUCAGGCUAAAGUCCUGGCCCUUGGGGCCAGCCGCCCUGGAGAGGAGGCAGGGGCCCAGCUGCCAGAGGGCAAGCCUGUCCAGGUUGCCACACCCAUAGUGGCCUCCUCUGAGGCUGUGGCAGAGAAGGAGGGAUCCCGGAAGGAGGAACGCAAGCCCCGGAUGGGCCUCUUCCACCACCACCACCCGGGCCUAAGUCGGAGCGAGUUGGGGCGCCGAAGCUCUCUGGGGGAGAAGGGGGGUCCUGCCCUGGGGGCCUCCCCACAUCACUCGUCCAGUGGGGAGGAAAAGGCCAAGAGUAGCUGGUUUGGCUUGAGAGAAGCCAAGGAACCAACUCAGAAACCCAGCCUGGACGUGUCUCCUCAGGUAGAAUCUGACCCAGCUGCUCUUCCUCACCACCUCCCCUGCUCCCCCUGGGCUCUGGCCCCCCCCACUCCUGCUCCCACUGCUGCUCCCAUGCUAAGCACUAACCUUUUUGCAGCCACCUCCCCCGCUGCUGCCACUGCCGCUGCCACCACCACCACCGCCGCCCCUGAAGCCACCCCACCUGGAUUCUUGGGUCUCACCAACCCAUUCCUCACCUCUUUGCAGAGCAACCCCUUCUUCGAGGAGCUCAUAGCCGACAUAGCACUAAACUCUCCUUCACCUGCUCCCUCUCUCCCCAGUGCCUCGAGGGCCAGCCCCACCCCCCUGGCCUCCCCUGGGAAAGCCCUGCCUGAGUGGGACAACACCUUCAACGUCUUUGCUGCCAGCAGGCUGCGUCCAGAGGCCAGGAGCAAGAUCCUGGCCCCUGCAGGAGUGGGGCUGGAGGCGGCAGGGCUGCAAGACCCGGGCAUGAGGGCCAUGACUGUGAAGGCAGCCGAGCCCGAGGGAGAGCCCGGGGGAGGAGGAGGAAGAGGUGGGAGCAGCAUGUGGCUGGAGCCCAAGGUUCCUCUGGACUUAGGACUGGACCACCAGAGCACGAGUGCAGCUGACCUGGGGCCUGUCGGUUCCGUAGGGACUGGUGUGCCCGCCUCGUCAGCUCAGCUGCAGCUGAGAGCCUCAGCCUCAGAACCAGACAGGGAUCUGCCAGCCCUGGAAGGGGAAGAAGGGCAGAGCCCGGCAGACAGUGGGACAUCUCUGUUUAGCUCCCCAGAAGUGAUCAGUGUGUGGGAGAGGCUGCCGGGCCCAGACAGCGCUGCUGAGGGCCAGGACGAUCAGGCCUCCCAAGGCGAAAACCAGCUUUGCCCUGACAUCGAGACAGCUGACGAUUCCUGGCCUUGGGAUGUGGUCACCAUUUCUCCUGCAGCUGAGAUGGUGUUUCAGGGAGAGUCCGAUGAGCCUCUACCCCAGGUGCAGCCUGAAUCGCCAGAAACUGUGAACCCCCAGGGGAGCGAGGGGCUUCCCCCACUGGAGCCUGAGCCUAAACCUGAGUGGGUGUCUGAUGAGGGGCUACAGCCCAGCACCCCACCUCCCAAGCCACCGCGCCUCUUCACACCCUCAAGAUCCCAGGAGCAGAAGGCCACAGAGGGGCUGAGUAACAGGGGGUCAGAGACAGAGGGAGAAGAUGCCUCCCCAAGUGCACUGGUUGUCAGUCCCCCAGAGACAAAGGAGGAGGGAGAGAAGCCCGAGUCGGAGGAGUCUGACAGCCGCUCCUCUGCAACCCUGCUGGACCAGCCUGGCCUGGAAGAGCUAGUGGAGGAUGCUAGCCCCACUGUGUCUGGUUCCUGCCUCUCUGUGCCCACCAGCUGCCCUGAGGGUCCUGCCCUCAUACUGUGUCACUCAAAGAGCCUGGCUCUUCAGAGUCAGCAGUGGUCUCUAGAGAUUAGAGAAGGCCCUGAGGAUCCUGAGGCCCAGGGCCAGGGUCCAGUAGGAGAGGGGCUUGGGUCCCCAUCACUUACCUCCCAGCAGGCUGAUGUGUGGGUCUCCAAGGAAGAUGCUUUGAACCCCUUCUUGUUUCAGGGGAGCCGAGAUCCUCCCAGCCUCUCAUCUGCAUCCCCACCAGGGUCCAGGGAAUCUUCUAUUCAUUCUGGCCCAGAAGAGCUGCCCACUCCCCCAGAACCUGACUUUCCACCGCCCCCUCUCCCGCCUUGGGCCAGCCACCACCGUGGGGGGCCCAGCCCUCCGUGCUCUCCCCUGUCUGGAGCCUGGCCCCUGACCUCAUCCUCCUCACCACCAGGGGAGCCAGCCUCACUCCCUGGCACCCUUGAGCCCUCCCCACCUGGGGGCUCCCCUGCCCCACUUGGGGAGGACCUCGCUGCAGCCACCCCAGCCUCCCCGCUUGUGCUUCUGCCCUUGGAGACACGACCAGCUGAGGAGCUGCAGCCCAGUGCCAGUCCCCACCCUGUGAAGCCCCUCAGUGCCGCUGCUGUGGAGGGCAGCCCCGACAGGAAGCAGUCCCGCUCCAGUCUGAGCACAGCCCUGAGUAGUGGGCUGGAGAAGCUCAAAACAGUCACAUCUGGGAGCAUUCAGCCUGUGACCCAGGCCCCUCAGGCUGGCCAGACGGUGGACACCAAGAGGCUGAAGGACUCAGCUGUGCUGGACCAGUCGGCCAAGUACUACCACCUGACCCACGAUGAGCUCAUCAGCCUGCUCCUGCAGCGAGAGCGGGAGCUGAGCCAGCGGGACGAGCAUGUACAGGAGCUGGAGAGCUACAUUGACCGGCUUCUGGUGCGGAUCAUGGAGACCUCACCCACGCUGCUGCAGAUCCCUCCGGAACCCCCCAAAUAGCCUUCCUCACCCCACCCCCAGGAGGGUUGGCGUGGACCUGCUGCCGCCUGCCCUCUGUCCUGCUGAACUCUCAUCUGUCCUGAGAGUGUGGCGGGGCAUCAUCUGUCCUGCCUCAUCACUCCUUGCUCCCCUCUCCUGUGUCAACUGGGGCUGCUGGAAGGGGGGUGCUCUGGAUUCCCUCUGGAGGCAUCAGGUUCUGUGCACAACUUGCUUGUCUUUGGGAGCCCUGGAUCUUUCCCACCUGCCUAUUUUGAAACUCUUCCCCCCAAGACAGAGCAGGGGUGAGCUGUAGCUUGAUGCGGUAUGUGGAACAAGGCUGGUUGCUAGCACAUACUUUAUUAUGCCGCAAGGAUGGUCAGCCAUUUCUUCCCACAGCCAAACUCCCAUCCCCUUCAUUUUCCUCCAGUCUCUGGAUGGGCUUCUAGUAUUACUGGGACAAGGACCACGCUGCCUGUUGGUGAGUUAUGGGCAACCAGGGUGCCUGCUCUUCAGCCUCACACCCAUUCCCCUGAGGGCAAGGAGCCUGUGUGAUCUGGGCCAGUCUCUGCUAUGUCCUGAGUCUGUUUCAGUCUCGACCUGUCUGUCGGGUGAGUGCUGUGUGGACAGAGGUAGAUGAUGUGUGUUCUUUAGGUUGCUCCCUACCUCCUCUGACCUUCCACAAGUGUCACAUGGGAAUGUGUGGGGUGCAGGGGCAGGUGCAGGGAGAGCUCCUUCUUGUUUUUCGAGCUCUUGCCCACCUCCAACAUCUAGGUCCCUGCAGGCUGGGGCUUGGGACUGCUUAUGUUUUGGGGAUCAAGCCUCCGUGUCUAUUCUUGUUGCCUGUCCAGAUGCCAAAACUCUGUGUUGCUGUAGGGUUUGAACUUUUGGAAACCAAUUAAAAUGUGCCUUUUGUGGGCAGGGUCAAGAGCCCUUGGAUGUUGACCUCUCCCGCUGUGUGGUGUCCCCCUCCCACCUGUUGAAUACAUAGGGAUGGCUCUCAGGGCCCUGGGAAUGAGAAUGGGUGGCCCUGCUGUGUGCUCUUCCCCUCUCCUAGAGUUAAUCUCUUGGUCUGCCAAGUUACUGCUCCCUCAGCCUUCCUGCCAUCUUCCUGUCUCUCAACCCCAAUAGGAGGAUCCCAGGAUAAAAACUACUGCUGGGCAAGUGGGCAGGCAGGCCUAGGGAUGCCCUGCUGACUCUCAUUUUGUCUGGCCUCAGAACUUAGCCAUGCUAGACCAGUCAACUUGCCUGUAAGUGGGAGGUCCCACUAUAUCAUUGGGAGACACCUAUACUUAGGAAAAAGCUUCUGUUGCCCUCCCAUCCAUCUACUAAGCUGCUGUCCCAGCCUGUCCUUCUGUCCCAGGACCUUGCCUGGUGUGGCUGCAGUGCACUUUGAAGUGAAGUGUCUGUCCUUUGGCCCAGCCCCUAGUUUGCUUGUAGAAAAUACGGCAGGUUGGCCGGGUGCGGUGGCUCACGCCUGUAAUCCCAGCACUUUGGGGGGCUGAGGCGGGUGGAUCACGAGGUCAAGAGAUCAAGACCCUGGUCAACAAGGUGAAACCCUGUCUCUACUAAAAAUGCAAAAAUUAGCUGGGCAUGGUGGUGCAUGCCUGUAGUCCCAGCUACUCGGGAGGCUGAGGCAGGAGAAUUGCUUGAACCCGGGAGGCGGAGGUUGCGGUGAGCAGAGAUCAUGCCAUUGCACUCCAGUCUGGGUAACAACAGUGAAACACCGUCUAAAUAAAAAAAAAAAAAAGAAAGAAAAUAUGGCAGGCUUCCCCAAGGCAUCUGUAAGGAAACUUGGUGGCUUGGGCCACCCUGAAUUAGCAAAAAUGGGGGGUGAUGAGGUACUGAAGGAGGAUACUUACGGCCUAGUGAGGAGGCAAGAGCUCAUCUGCGACCAUCGCUUCUUCAGGAGAGGGCCUGUGGGCUUGCUUGGAAGGCCUUGGGUAGACACAAGCCCUCUGGGUGAUGUCUGUUUGCUGCAAGGAUGGAGCAGAGGUGCGCCACACAUGGAGGAAAGCCCCUGUAAUGUUACUCAUCAGAGCUGAGAAAAGUGUCCACUAGUCCCCAGGGCUUCAGUCAUGCUUUUUGGCGGUCAUUGGGCAUUAAAGAAGUAAGUAUCUUUUCUGAGAGAGGGGGAUUCACCCACCUACUGGGUAUUCAUCUGGGCUUUAUUCAGUCCCAUCCCUGGCCCUGACCUUUGAUUGUGGGCCUCCCUAAUGCCCAGGGCAUGGAUGUCUUCAGAGGAGUUUUUGAAUUGAAGCCCAUGGUCCUUGUUGAUGUUUCUUCUAGCCACACUUGGAGGAGAGUGGGCAGGGAGCAGGCAUGGUUCUGAUUUGCUGUUUGUCUUCCUACUUGUAACUCCUGUUUAUAAAGAGCUUGUUCUUCAUGUUUUAAGCACUUUAUGAAGAAUAAAACAUUCAUGUACUGCA